ACUCUCCCGCCCUGCACCUCUGCAGUGGUCUGGGACAAGAACCUGUCACCGUGAUGACUUUUGACGUCACCAAGAUCACAAAGUAUGGAGUCAACCCAACCCCCGACCCAACCCUCCGACCCUUCGACCUUAUGCUCUUUCUCCAUCAGCUCUUCUUUCCCUGUCUCCCUGUCCUUCUUUCUUUCUUUCUGAACUCCACCUCCCCAACCCCACAUUUACCCUUGAAGUGCAUACCCAUACUUUCUUCUGUGCCCUUCCAGAACCUCCUCCUCCUUUGAACUUCAAACAUGGGAUCCAGAGGGAGUGAUUUUUUAUGGGGAUACCAACCCUAAUGAUGACUGGUUUAUGCUGGGACUUCGGGAUGGCAGACCUGAGAUCCAAUUGCACAAUCAUUGGGCCCAACUUACGGUGGGUGCUGCACCUGAGACAGGUCUCUGGGCCCCUGGCCAGAAAACCCCAGCCCAUCAUGAAGAUCGCGCUGGGGGGGCUUCUCUUCCCCUCCUCCAACCUCCGGCUGCCGCUGGUCCCUGCCCUGGAUGGCUGCCUGCGCCGGGAUGUCUGGCUGGACCGGCGGGCCCAGAUCUCAGCCUCUGCCCCCACUAGCACCAGAAACUGUGCUGUGGAGUCCCAACCUGGGGUAUUCUUCCCUCCAGGGACUCAUGCAGAAUUCAGCCUCCAAGACAUCCCCCAGCCUCAUGCAGAAACCUGGGCCUUCUCUCUGGAACUGGGGCUCCAGCUGGCAGCAGGCGCUGGUCGCCUCCUUGCUCUUGGGACCCUAGCGAACUCUCCUUGGCUCAGCCUCCACUUCCAAGAUCAAAAGGUGGUCCUGUCCUCUGGGCCUGGGCCAGGGCUGGAUCUCCCUCUGGUCUCAGGACUCCCUCUUCAGCUGAAGAUGGAUUUGUCCAGGGUGGUCCUGAGCCAGGGGCUGAAGGAAGAAGUCCUUGCUCUGCCUCCCCUGGGUCUUGACCCUCUCUCCAACCUCUGGGACCAGACUCAGGGGUACCUCUUCUUGGGGGCUGUACCAGGACAGGCCUCUUCUUCCUCCUUUUGCCUGCAUGACCUUUGGGCCCAAGGCCAGAGGCUGGACAUGGACCGGGCCCUCAGCAGAAGCCAGGACAUCUGGACUCACAGCUGUCCCCAGAGCUUAGGCAAUGGCACUGACACCUCCCAUUAAAUCUCUGCCUAAAAACUACUUUGACUAUCUCUCAUUUAUUCAACAAAUAUUUACUGGGCACCUGGGGUAAGCACUGGGGUUAUACAGAUGAGCAAAACCAACCCUAGUUCCUGCCCUCUUGGUGCUCACAAUCCCAUGGGGGAGGCAGGCAUCCACCCAAGACUAAUAAAGAAGUGUGUAAUUGGAAACUCUGUUAAGUGUGAGAGCUCGGAGAUUAGGAGGCCCAGAACCUAGUCUGGUGUCAGAGAAGGCUUUCCUGAGGACAUGGUAACUUCUCAGGUGAGAUCCCAGCACACAUGGACACAAACACACACCAACCCAUUACCAUUGAGUCAAUUCCACCUCAUGGCGACCCCAUGUGUUACAGAGUAGAACUGCUCCAUAAGGUUUUCUUGGCCGUAAUCUUUAUGGAAGCAGAUUGCCAGGCUUUUAUUCCACCUGAAAGUGUUUGAACCACCAACCUUUAGGCUAGUGGUUGAGCGCAAACUGUUUGUGCCACCCAGGAACCUUACACACACACAUUCAUAUCAGAUACAGGUCACUUCCUGGGAGCCAGGAGCCCACCUCCUUCCCCAGCACCCACUCCCUUUGGGACUCCAGCUUCCUUCCUCCAAGGCUGGUCCCAAGAGAUUAGGAGGGAGGGGAAGAAAUGGAUUUUGUUGUCUCAGCUGAUCUAGCCCUUUGAACUGGCCAUUGCUGUCCAGAGAAGGAGCAGCAGGGGGCGUGAGAGGGUCAUGGAGA
This is a messenger RNA of Loxodonta africana (African savanna elephant), 1915 nucleotides long. RefSeq names its product sex hormone binding globulin (gene SHBG). The transcript has 6 exons. The coding region runs from base 314 to 1174 and encodes 286 amino acids. The record is from RefSeq and is a predicted model, not a curated record. Gene Ontology annotation, molecular function: steroid binding. Lineage: Eukaryota; Metazoa; Chordata; Mammalia; Proboscidea; Elephantidae.